Messenger RNA from Elgaria multicarinata webbii, 5066 nucleotides. RefSeq names its product TNF receptor associated factor 3 (gene TRAF3). NCBI's taxonomy places the organism in Eukaryota, Metazoa, Chordata, Lepidosauria, Squamata, Anguidae. The transcript is spliced from 11 exons. Gene Ontology annotation, biological process: tumor necrosis factor-mediated signaling pathway; Toll signaling pathway; innate immune response. The record is from RefSeq and is a predicted model, not a curated record. Gene Ontology annotation, molecular function: zinc ion binding; tumor necrosis factor receptor binding. Bases 422 to 2125 code for a protein of 567 amino acids.
UGCAAAAUCAAAUUAGACGAAGACAGUGAUAGGGAAGUUUUAAAAUUUAAAACACCUCUGCUUGAUUUCUUGCAGGUGAAGCAAUAUGAAAAAUAACUCUUUAAGUGAUCAGUGAUAAGAAAUGGAUAUGCUUGCAAGUUUUAUUGGUUAGGGGUUUAGGGGGCAUCAUUCCUGGAGUCUUACUGUGUAUUCUUCAGAGUGUAUCAUGUCAAGUUUUUUUAAAAGUUUUUUUUACACCCUGAAUUUUGGAUAUGAACUUAAAUCGAUUUUCUUCUGCCUGCAGGUUAAAGGAGUCCAUUUUUGACGGCAUCAACUGGGAACUGCUUCACUGUUCAUUUUUCUGUUGCCUUAUCUUUUCUGUUCAAACAUAGAUGUCCAUUCCCCUUUCCUCUUCCAUUACACAGUAUUUAUCAAUUGCAACAUGGACGCAAGCAAGAAAACAGAUCCCCCUGUGUCAGUGGAAACAGUACAACAAAAGGCAAAUCCUGAUCGCAGUCCUGUACCAUCUAUUUAUAUACCGGAACAAGGGGGAUACAAAGAAAAAUUUGUAAAUGCAGUGGAGGACAAAUACAAAUGUGAAAAGUGUCAUCUUAUACUGUGCAAUCCAAGACAGACAGAAUGUGGGCACCGGUAUUGUGAAACCUGCAUGAGUGGUUUGCUAAGUGCCACAACUCCAAAAUGUACAGCAUGUCAAGAAACAAUAGUGAAAGAGAAGAUAUUCAAGGAUAAUUGCUGUCGGAGGGAGCUUCUUGCCCUUCAGAUAUUCUGCAGAAAUGAAAACAAAGGCUGCAGAGAACAAUUAACCUUGGGACAGUUGCUUACACAUCUGAAAAAUGACUGUCUGUUUGAAGAACUUCCAUGCCCUCGUGCUGAUUGUAAAGAGAAAAUACUGAGAAAAGAUUUGCCUGACCAUGCAGAAAAGACCUGUAAAUAUCGGGAAACAAUGUGUAAAUACUGUAAAAGCCAAGUUCCAAUGGUUAUGAUACAGAAACAUGAAGAUGCAGAUUGCCCUUGUGUUAUGGUUACGUGUCCUCACAAAUGCAGUGUCUCAGCACUCCUGAGGAAAGAGUUGAAUGCACAUUUGUCAGAAUGUAUUAAUGCCCCAAGUACCUGUAGUUUUAAGCGUUAUGGCUGCACUUUUCAGGGAACAAAUCAACAAGUUAAAACACAUGAAGCCACCUCAGCAGUACAGCAUGUAGACUUAUUGAAAGAGUGGAGUAAUUGUCUAGAAAAUAAGGUGGCCCUGCUCCAGAACGAAAGUUUGGAAAAAAACAAGAGUAUACAGACUUUACAUAACCAAAUUUGUAGCUUUGAAAUAGAAAUUGAGAGACAGAAGGAAAUGCUACGGAGUAAUGAAUCUAAAAUACAUCACUUACAGCGAGUGAUAGACAGUCAAGCAGAGAAGCUGAAAGAACUGGACAAAGAGAUCCGUCCCUUCCGGCAGAACUGGGAGGAAGCCGACAGCAUGAAGAGUAGUGUUGAGUCCCUCCAGAACAGAGUGACGGAGCUGGAAAGCGUUGAUAAGACUGCAGGGCAAGGAGCUAGAAAUUCAGGUCUUCUAGAAUCACAGUUAUCUAGGCAUGAUCAAAUGCUGAGUGUUCAUGACAUCCGUCUUGCUGACAUGGAUCUCCGAUUCCAAGUUCUGGAAACAGCUAGUUACAAUGGAAUAUUAAUCUGGAAAAUCCGAGAUUAUAAACGUCGGAAGCAAGAGGCUGUCAUGGGGAAGACUUUGUCCUUAUACAGCCAACCUUUUUAUACAGGAUACUUUGGCUAUAAGAUGUGUGCCAGGGUUUAUCUCAAUGGAGAUGGAAUGGGUAAAGGGACGCACUUGUCCUUAUUCUUUGUCAUAAUGCGGGGAGAAUACGAUGCGUUGCUUCCGUGGCCAUUCAAGCAGAAAGUCACCCUUAUGUUGAUGGAUCAGGGACCUUCUCGGCGCCAUUUAGGAGAUGCUUUCAAACCAGACCCCAACAGCAGUAGUUUCAAGAAACCCACUGGAGAAAUGAAUAUUGCUUCUGGCUGUCCAGUCUUUGUUGCACAAACUGUUCUAGAAAAUGGAACAUAUAUUAAAGAUGAUACUAUUUUUAUUAAAGUCAUAGUGGAUACAUCGGACCUACCAGACCCCUGACGUAUAGCAGAGAGGCAGAUUCAACAGAAGACAACUCCAUUUGGGGCUCUUUUUUAUAUCUGUCUUCAAUGAGAGGUCCCUAAAGCUCAGAAGGGACCACCUUGUGUAAAACAGAACGAAGAGUUUGGAGGUAUAACUUACAUAGGGUUCGAUGCCAAACGUAGCAAUCCAUUAAGAAAUCAUACCAUGGUAUAUUUUCUAAACUAGUAGGAACACUUCACGUUCUGACAAGUCACUUAAUCCUCAUGAGGACAAAGAUUACAGUCAGAAAAGCUUUUCGUAAUUUAUUGAUAAUCUAAUCAGUUGGAAGGAAGAAGACAAAGAAAGUAUCCUAUGCUGAAUUAAAACAUCAGACUUUUCUUCCUUUUGAACUAGAAAACAAAAGUAAAAGUUCACAUGUGGGUUAGCUAGAAACUGUCAGCAUGUUAAGUAAAAAAAAGAAGAAAUUAUGAAGUAAUGUUGCAGUUAAAGAUAUUAUUACUUUAAAAAUCUAAGUGCAAUCUUGUCUGAAAUAUAGUAUAUUGUCUAUUUUUAAGGCCUCAUCUGGUCUCUGUUUUAAAAUAAUUACUUUGUCAGAAGACCUCAACAAAAUGUCUAGAUCUUCUUAAAAGUGUCUAAAUCAGAGUCAUAUUUUUGUUUAGAGUUCUAUUAAUUGCUACAGAAAACAUUUUAUUUUAAAACUGUUGAUAGACUGAUAUUUCUUGGAAGAAAAAAAAGAUCAAAUGCAGGUUAUCACUUGUGAUAUGAAAAGAAACUAUUCAACUACUGCUGUUAUUUCUCUUUAGAAAUGUAAACCUACAAUAUAUGUCGUAGUUAAUGACACUAUUUCAAAAUUAAGAAAAAAAUAAUCACUCAUGGAUGCUGUGCAUCAUUAUCAGAUUUAUAAUUUUCACCCUAAAAUAGGGCAUUUGUUGAACUUUGGAGUUCUAAACGGAAUCCUGUAUGUUUUUAAAGUUCUGCCUCAUGCGCUCAGAGCAAGCUCUAUAAAAUAUAUAUGUGUGUGUGUGUGUGUAUAUAUAAAUAUAUAUAUAUAAUCUAUUUUUUGCUAAAGCAUAAAUGUGCAACAUAUUUUUGGUGUUUGAGAGGAAGUGUAGUGUUGAGUAAUACCUAUAUGGGAAACCUGCUUAUUAAUCCUCUACGUAGAAAAUACCACAUCUUACAGAGGAUAAUCUGUUAGGCGAAAGCAGCGUCUUAAUGGGGAAACGGUGGCUUGCAUGCAUUCAUGUGCCUUAGCUGUGAUGUGCUGCUUUAUAGCUCAUAGCUUUGUAUUCAGAUUUUAAUUUCAGAUUCCUGAAAUAGUCAUUUUUAACUGGACUUUAGGCAUAAUGUGCUGACUGGUCUGUACAGCCCACCAAUGUUUUUCAGCAUGCAGAAAUUAGAAGCCGAGACCCUGUGCUUCUGGCGUACCAGAGAUUCCAUCAAUUCAGUGUCAUGGAAUACUACUUAUUCAGGUGCUAUCUUUCUGCGCACAAUGCUCCUAUGGAGCCGGGACUUCUGACAGUGUCCCCUAUUUCCAAGGCAGUAGCAGAACUUCUGCAUGGUGCCAUGCUUUUAGGUAGCAGAGCUAACAUAAUUCCAAAUUGGCUCAAUUCAGAAUUGUGAGGGAAUAUAUUAACCGGUACAUUCAUGAUGGUUGUUUUCUGGCAGACUGACACAUACCCCUGCAGGGAAAUCCACAGGAUUCUCCUAUUUAAACAACUACCUGAGCUUUACUAUAAAAGCAUUUUUUCCAGCCUUUGAAUCAUGCUGAUUGCAACCCACAGAACUUACUGACUUCUGUUUUAAUAGUCCCUUGUGCGACUAGUAAGUCUAAUGGCAUAGCUUGACUGUACACCAACCAUGUGGGUGCUGCUUUAAUUGCAUGGGUGCCGUGUAACACAUGAGUGCUCCCCUAGACUGAGCUGAUGUACAUGUGGGAAAGGAAUUGCGUACCCUGUUCUCUAGCCAGCCAUGUUGUAUCCACUGAACUUUCCACUUGGGUAGGGUGUUAUAGCCAGAGUUCAUGUCUAGGGCUCAGUUGAAUUUCCAUGUCUUUUGAAGUUAAGUUUCUUGCUCUUGCCAUUGUCUUUUAUGGCUGUGCCUUCCCACGCAGUGCCUGCCAGAAGUAUUUUUCUGUUAAUAAAUAUACAGUGCAUGCUGAGUGGUCCUCAUGGGUUUUUUUCAGGCACCUGCUUGAAUACUGCCUGCUUUUGGGCAGCCAAAGCAUUCAGUAGCAACAUGUCUUCCUCUUCUUGCCUUCCAUCGUUCAGGUACUGUAUUUUCUCUUAUGGUACUGAGUUGUCAACUGAUACCAAUUACUGUAAGAAGGCAUGUGUUAGAAUUCUAGCUCUGAUACAAAAGGAAGACUUCCUGCCGACGAUCUGUGUGGUGCAGUUUUAUGCAGGCUGAUGUAAACCCACCACCUUCUGCUUUAGGGAAAAAGAGUUAACUCGGCUUGUGACACUAUUCUAAUAGUCAUGAAUUAUAGGCAGCUGAGCUUUUGUAUAUGCAUUACAGAAUUUUACUGAAAACAGGAUUCCCUAGUGGAAAUGUCCAAAGGGCUCACCUACCCAUUGCUACUACAUCAUGGAAACUUUUACAAAUGUGAUCUUCUACGAACAGUUUGCGUCCUGUUUGAAUAUGAUGCUAUUAGAAGAUAAUUGCGUUAUAAUCAAGGACCUAUGCAGUGCAGCAUACUUUUUAAAGCAAACAUUAUUUUUUUAAAACCCUUGAAAAUGUGAAUAGCCUGUUCUUUGUCCUAGUCUGCAAAUGGCUACUAAGAACUUUGACUUAUAAACUGCCAUCAAUUCUCUGGUGUGUUAAUAGAUUCAGAGAGUUCUGAUAUGAACUUAGGUCAACUGCUUCCCAAAGCUUAAAUCUUUUGGGGCCAUAUCAUAAUUAGGACUAGUGCACUUUAUUAAAACUUACCUGUUACUACAAUUAAACAAGGCCAAACAUCAGA